AUGGCUGCUGGAGCCUUCGGUCAAUAUAUUGAUAUUCAAAUCCAGGAUGACUUGAACUGUGAUAUCACGAUUAAAAACGCGCACAUUUCCAGUGGCCAGUUCUACACGCACGGUAAUCGACGCGAUGUUGUGUCGCCGAGCGAUGUCGAUGACCUGACCAUUCGCCAUAAUGGUGGCAGAAGGAAUAUAUAUGCAUGUGGCGAAUUGGGUUCUAUCUCAGAAACUCGAGGAAUGUUUGAUCUUUACGACGAUAAAAGAGCUACCCGAAUCUGCACCUUAUACUGGAGUGCAUCUGUGGAACCUGAAAGACGCAAUGAAAUUUUGAAAUUCAAUCAUGAUGUCAGAUAUGAUGUUGGUAUUGGCAAUUGGAAUGAAUCUGGUACUAUGGGUAUGAUUCAAGUAACCAUCAAGGAGCAGGCUUGA
Molecule: messenger RNA, 423 nt
Organism: Aspergillus pseudonomiae
Lineage: Eukaryota; Fungi; Ascomycota; Eurotiomycetes; Eurotiales; Aspergillaceae
Product: aegerolysin family protein
Exons: 2
Coding region: 1-423 (140 amino acids)
Biological process (GO): symbiont-mediated hemolysis of host erythrocyte
Source: RefSeq, a predicted model, not a curated record